AUGGAGGAAAAGCGAGUGAAGAGAAGGAUUGUGUUAGUUCCAGUUCCAGCACAAGGUCAUGUAACUCCAAUGAUGCAACUCGGGAAGGCUCUUCACUUGAAGGGCUUCUCCAUCACUGUUUUUCAGACACAGUACAAUCGAGUUAGCUCUUCCGAGGACUUCUCUGAUUUUCACUUCCUCACCAUCCCAGGUAGUUUAACCGAUUCUGAUCUCAAAAACCUCGGAGCACUCCAGUUUCUCAUCAAGCUCAAUCAAACCUGCGAGGCAAGCUUCAAGCACUGUUUAGGCCAACUGUUGCAGGAAGCUGGUGACAUUGCAUGUGUCGUCUCCGAUGAGUAUAUGUACUUCACAAAAUCUGCAUCAAAGGAGUUUCAACUCCCCAGUGUCAUCUUUAGCACUACAAGUGCUACUGCCUUUGUUUGUCGCUCUGUUUUGGCCAAACUCAACCCUGACAAGUUCUUGAUCGACAUGAAUGAUCCUGAAGUGCAAGACAAGGUGUUUCCAGGGUUGCAUCCUCUGAGGUACAAGGACUUGCCAACUUCAGCAUUUGGGCCAAUAGAGAGUAUUCUCGAGGUCUACACUGAAGUUGUUAACAUCCAAACAGCUUCUGCUGUUAUCAUAAACUCAGCGAGCUGUCUAGAGAGCUCUUCUUUGGCAUGGUUGCAAGAAGAGCUACAAGUUCCAGUUUAUCCUAUAGGCCCACUACACCUUGCAGCCUCUGCGUGUUCUAGUUUACUAGAAGAGGACAGAAGCUGCAUCGAGUGGCUGAACAAGCAGAAACCGAGAUCAGUGAUAUACAUAAGCUUGGGAAGCUUAGCUUUGAUAGAAACCAAAGACAUGUUGGAGAUGGCUUGGGGAUUAAGCAACAGCAACCAACCUUUCUUGUGGGUGAUACGACCUGGUUCUAUUCGGGCCUCGGAAUGGACAGAGUCCUUACCGGAGGAGUUUAGUGAGUUGGUUGCAGAGAGAGGUUACAUUGUGAAAUGGGCUCCGCAGGUGGAAGUUCUUAAACAUCCUGCAGUAGGAGGGUUUUGGAGUCACUGUGGAUGGAACUCGACGCUUGAGAGCAUCGGAGAAGGUGUUCCGAUGAUCUGCAGACCUUUUACCGCCGAUCAGAGAGUCAAUGCGAGGUACUUAGAGACUGUUUGGAGAAUUGGGAUUCAGUUGGAGGGAGAGCUGGGGAAAGAGAGUGUGGAGAGAGCUGUGAAGAGGUUGGUUAUGGAUGAGGAAGGGGCAGAGAUGAGGGAGAGAGCCAUGGAUUUGAAAGAGAAGCUCAAUGCCUCUGUGAGAAGUGGAGGUUCCUCGUGUAAAUCAUUGGCUGAUUUUGUCAGUUCCUUGGAAACGAAGAGUUCCAUGCAGCAAUCAUAUAGUUCCUGA
Microthlaspi erraticum is the source of this 1377-nucleotide messenger RNA. Lineage: Eukaryota; Viridiplantae; Streptophyta; Magnoliopsida; Brassicales; Brassicaceae. The record is from the annotation of a GenBank genome assembly.